AUGAACGGGUCAGGACCUGGGGUGCUCUCGGCAGCAGCGCAGGGAGCACAAGGCAUCCGUUCGAGCACUGUUCACGUCAUCGCGGCAACUGUUGGCAUUGCUCGACUUCGUGAGGAUGUGGCUGCCUACCUCGCAACAGACGCUGAGUAUCGGCUACGUGAAAUUAUCCAAGAAGCAGGCAAGUUUAUGCGGCACUCCAAGCGCAGGCGUUUAAAAACGUCAGACAUAGCAGCGGCGCUGCGACUGCGAAACCUAGAGCCUCUCUAUGGAUUCAGCUCCAACGAGUCUGCACCUUUCGUUGGUGUGACACUGCCAGGAGAAAGUUCCCUGGGUGGAAGCAACACAGUCUACUUUGUAGGUGACGAGGAAGUAGACUUGCGAGAUAUCCUUGACGGUGAACUGCCGCGUGUACCUCUCGAGACCACACUAGCGCUUCACUGGCUCGCAAUUGAGGGCAUACAGCCUAGAAUUCCACAAAACCCUGCAGAUGUUUCGAGUACGGCGCGACAGUCUUUGACCUAUAUCCUUCGAGACACCGUGCACGAUGAGCCAGGUCGAAACGCGUCGGAUACCCCAGACACCGACACUGGGAUGGUAUCUUUUCGACCCAAAGUAAGGCACGUUGUGUCGCGUGAACUGCAGCUGUAUUACGAACUGGCUAUUGAAGCAUUGACUAGGAGCGCGCAGGAAACAGAUGAAACGCUGCGGAAUGCUUGCCUUGCCUCCAUCGCGAGGGAUCCUGGCUUGCAACAACUCGUGCCCUAUUUUGUUGCCUUCCUAUUCCACCAUGUCUCGAACCAUUGUCGCGAUUUGCCACAGCUGCAGGUUUCCAUGAAGCUGGCUCGGGCGCUCCUUGAGAAUCGCUAUGUGGGACUGGAACCAUAUUUGCAUCAGCUGAUGCCCUCCAUCAUUACUUGUAUUGUGGGUCGUUAUCUGUGUCGCACUGCGGACGAGGAUCAUUGGACCUUACGGGAGAAUGCUGCCUCGCUUCUCGCAGAUGUUCACAAAAUGUACGGUGGUACCUACGAGAAUCUGUUGCCUCGUAUUGCAGAGACGCUGCGUCUUGCGUUAGUGGGUGAAGACAAAGCUCUUACUACACAGUACGGUGCUAUUGUAGCAUUUCAGGAACUAGGUCCAGCUCUGGUAGAGGCACACAUUGUGCCGCUUGCACCUAACUUGCUCGAAAGAUGGGAGCGCAAGAUCGAGCACGAGCUCGGUGAAGCGCCAAUAAAAUCAGCUGAGCUAGAGCUGGCAACGUCACCCAAGUGGUCAGAAUUACGUCGUGUAUAUGCUGCUCUGGCAAAAGCGUUAGGCGUCGGAGCAGAAACCCUUGAGGCGAAGUAUGGCAGCAAAUAUGCGCACUUCGUCAUCCCUUCGUGA
Cyanidioschyzon merolae strain 10D is the source of this 1380-nucleotide messenger RNA. RefSeq names its product TATA-box binding protein-associated factor 6. Gene Ontology annotation, cellular component: transcription factor TFIID complex; SAGA complex; SLIK (SAGA-like) complex. NCBI's taxonomy places the organism in Eukaryota, Rhodophyta, Bangiophyceae, Cyanidiales, Cyanidiaceae. The record is from RefSeq and is a predicted model, not a curated record. The transcript has a single exon. Gene Ontology annotation, biological process: transcription initiation at RNA polymerase II promoter; RNA polymerase II preinitiation complex assembly. Bases 1 to 1380 code for a protein of 459 amino acids. Gene Ontology annotation, molecular function: protein heterodimerization activity; RNA polymerase II general transcription initiation factor activity; transcription coactivator activity.